Messenger RNA from Aureobasidium pullulans EXF-150, 381 nucleotides. RefSeq lists its product as uncharacterized. Gene Ontology annotation, molecular function: protein dimerization activity; DNA-binding transcription factor activity. The record is from RefSeq and is a predicted model, not a curated record. NCBI's taxonomy places the organism in Eukaryota, Fungi, Ascomycota, Dothideomycetes, Dothideales, Saccotheciaceae. The transcript is spliced from 2 exons. The annotation marks the transcript as partial. Gene Ontology annotation, cellular component: nucleus.
ACUGAAGGCUCGCCAUCGGCCACUCCCUCUGGCAACAAGCCUGCUGUUGGUACUGAUGAGUGGCACAAGGUGCGCAGAGAUAACCACAAAGAAGUCGAACGUCGCCGCCGCGAAACCAUCAAUGAGGGUAUUAAUGAGCUCGCCAAGAUCGUACCAGGCUGUGAGAAGAACAAGGGAAGCAUUCUUCAACGCGCAGUUCAGUUCAUCACUCAGCUCAAGGAGAACGAAUCUCAAAAUAUCGAGAAGUGGACUUUGGAGAAGCUCCUCACUGAACAAGCCAUUGCCGAACUGAGCGGAUCCUGCGACAGACUGAAGGCUGAACUGAAUCAAGUCUACAAGGACCUGGAUGCUUGGAAGAGGUGUGCUCAACGUUCCGGUCUC